Ciona intestinalis (vase tunicate) is the source of this 2926-nucleotide messenger RNA. NCBI's taxonomy places the organism in Eukaryota, Metazoa, Chordata, Ascidiacea, Phlebobranchia, Cionidae. The record is from RefSeq.
GUAGGAUGUAAGGUUAAAAUGGUAUUUUUGUUUACUGGCUGUCGUUUCAUGCGUUAAGGAAAUGAAAGUUGAAUGGUUUCUUUGCAUUACAAUCCUUUUGAAUGUAAUAUACGGAUCUGCUGCACUGCAGAAUGAGUCUGACUACAUCACCCAGGAAAGUUGUGUUAGUACUUGUUCAUUACCUCCCUCCAAUCUAAAAUCACCAAAGAACUCAGUGUUGGGGAACAUACAGUGCUUAAUUUCUCCAUAUAAUGAUAAAUGUCCGAGUUUCCAGAACGCAACAGAUCACUACAGAUCUUCUUCACCCAGAAGUAAAACUGAAGAGGAAGAAGGCUGGUUUUUAUAUCAUGAUUACGCCAGUAACAUGACGAAAAUCAGUCUUAACAUUUCGUGGGGCCCUGAACAUGAUAUAACUACAAAUUAUGUAAGAGGAUAUCACAUUCGGAUGUCAAAAACUUCAGGCACAUUGCCAGUACAAUAUUAUGAAUUUAAUUACUGCCUGAAUCAUACGUUAAGUUUCAGUAUACCUAAUCACUUGUCAGCUGUUUUUUCUGUGUAUGAGUAUUUUAACAAUAAUGGUUCGUGCAAUAGACGUGUUGAAAUCUUACCUGGUGAUGUCUACAAAGCUUACAUUCAGAGCAUACCAGCGCUUGAUCCACCUCUGGAAAUCCCCGUAAAAGUACCCGACUGUACUCACCCAACUGUAGCAAAGUCUUCACCAUGUGUCAACAAAAUAACUUCACAUAUUGCAGAAAUAUUUUGUUUAAAUACCUCCGUUCUCUUUAAAUACUCGCUUCCAGUCGAGUAUGGCGGAGAAGCAGUUUUGGAAUUGUGCAACUCUGAGAAUGAGUGUCGUUCUUUUGUUCGUGAAAUUGAUUUAAAUUGGUACGUUUCGGUUCCUAAGCAAUGGCAGAUUGGAUUGCUUGAUGAUGCUAAGUUCACUAUUACAGUACGUGGUUCCAAUCAACCUUCUAUUUUCUCCAUACAUAAGUUUAGCUUCGAAAAGUGCAAACAUACAAUUUAUUCUGGUGGUGUUAUUGCAGCGAUUGUUUCACCUAUUUUAAUUUUCCUCUUGGUAGCAGUCUUGUUAAUGAUCAAAUUUAGAAAACAGAUUCGGCGUAUGAUCUAUAAGAGUCACACUAAUGUGCCUUCUGAAGAAUCUCACCAAUUAAACACAGACAACCACAAUUCUAUUACUCCAAUUGAGUUACGAAAAAAAAUUAAUUGCGUAAGUAACUUGUUCCUUGUGUAUUGGGAUGACCACAAACUACACAGAGAUGUUGUGCUGAAGUUAGCCUCCUACCUCCAGCAUCUUGGCUUCAAUGUCUUCUGUGAGCUCUUUGAACAAAAUGAAAUUUUUGCUGAUCGCUGCGAUUGGAUGGAAAAACGGAUGUCACAAGCAGAGAAGGUAGUUAUUGUUUGGUCCGCUGGUGCAAUUGAUAUUUGGAAAAAAUGUCAAAACCAGCAGGAUGCAUUUGAGGUUACCAAUUCUGACUUUUUUACCCCUGUGGUAAAAAAGAUUAAAAACGAUCUUAUCAAAGAAAGCAAUCUUCGAAAAUAUUGUUUCGUUUACUUUGGUUAUGUUAAAAUGAAGGAAAUUCCAACUAUUUUCCGGGAAUUGAGCGGUUGUCACUUUCAGCUGAUGAAGCAAUUUCAGGAGUUUUAUUUCCAGCUUAAAGACUUAGAGAUGUAUGCGCCAGGUAUGAUGCUCAAACAGGACGAUCUCUCCAACCCUUCCAAACACAGCAAUGGAUACCAAUCGUCUCUAAUUGAUGCAAUUUGUUUAAUGAAUCAGUUUGUUGAAAAGCAUCCUGAUUGGUUUAUAAGAAACGAAAAUAUGUAUAAAACUGUUUCGGACAGUUAUUUUCAUUUUGAGGAUUCUGAAACUGUGAUGGUGAACCAACUAAACCUAGUCAAACCGCCAAUUAUUCAACUUAAGUCACCUAAAUUGAAUGAGAAAUCCGAGUUACCAUCUUGUAACCAAACUCUGACUAUUAAAGGGGUUCAAACUCCAAACAACGCGAUUCCAAAUCUAUACACCAAUCACACUGUUGGCAUGAGUGUUCGGUGCCCAGUUGAACAUGACGAUUCAAGCACACCUCCUAACUCACUUGACAGUGGUUACACAACCAACUUUGGGGCAGAACCAACUGGGUCCAACCGGUUUGAACUGGAAUGUGAGGAAGAUGAAGAUCAGCUGGAAGAUCAACCUAUUCUUUACUCUGGUAUAAAGGAGACCUGUAUGGUUGACCAACCUGAAGCACACUCCAAUGGUUACAGUGUGAAUCCUCCAAUCAGUCUUGUUCCUUUGGAUUAUAAAAGUGACCCGUGGCAAUCAAUGGCCACCAUAAACAAUGUGUCUAAUACUUGAUUUUAAAUUUACUUUUAUUCUCUGAUUUAUUCAAUUUUUUCUCCGAUCAUCAAUUACACCUUCAGUUUGUUUGUUGUAUUCAUCACUGUAUUUACACUGAUUUUUUCAUUAUUCUGUCCAUUCUUUUAUGUUGAAUUUAAAUCAAUUAUUUUCAACGAAGCAAAAUGCCUAACUUGGACUUCUAUGGUAAAACCCCUUCUUUGAAUACUUUUCUAAAAUUUGUAUGUAUAAAUAUUAGAUUAAUGUAGCUACUUUAUUUAGACAGACUAUCAAACUACAUAUGUAGUUUCUGUGUUUAUCAUAAAUAUAACUAGUGACUUAUUAUUUGUGCUGUUGCUUAAGAUAAAGUAGUACUAGUUACCUUUAUUGAUUCAAAGUUCUGAUUCUGCACAAUUAAAUUUGUGAUAAAAAAUUGUGGACAUAAUAACUUCAAAAAACUUUACAGCAUUUAUCAUUUUAUUGUGUAAUAACAUAUGUGCUAUAAUAACAACAGUAAGCCUUUUUACACUAUCUAAGUUCCUUUAUGUGAUUUAAUGUUAUGUUUUAAUUUAUAUA